UUUUUUAAGGACGGGUGAAUAUUUGAUUGAACAAAGACCAAACUGACUUUGACUUUGGUCAGUUCAUAACGAGCACGAAGCGAGAGCGAUGGACUCGCUUCUCUCUUUAGUGCUUUGUUUCCUAGCUUUCGCUUCCACGGUGAAAGCGAACAAGUCCUCGGUAUGUCAAAAUGGCAACCCGAUAUACAGCUUCGAACUGAAGGAUAUUGAUAAACGGAAAAUGAGCUGGAAUGGCUAUAAAAACAAGGUCCUCUUAAUCACAAACGUAGCAACUUACUGAGGCUACACCAAACGUGAUUACGGCCAACUGAAUGCAAUAAUGAAGASUCGAAGUAAGAGCUCUGGAGCUUGUAGCUUUGAAGUUCUUGGCUUUCCAUGUAAUCAAUUUGGACACCAAGAACCCGGAGAAAGUGCGGCGGAGAUUAUGAACGGUGUGAAGUAUGUACGACCGGGCGAAGGAUUCGUACCAGCUUUUCAACUGUUUGAGAAAGGAGACGUCAACGGAGAGAAAGAGAAUCCAAUGUUCACAUACUUAAAGCGCCACUGUCCCCUCCCUGGAGGCUUCAUCGCAGCUAAAGCCUCCUCGAUCUAUUGGUCGCCUGUUCGAAACGAUGACAUUCAUUGGAAYUUUGAAAAGUUUCUCGUCGAUCACACUGGCAGAGUCARGAAAAGAUUUCUCUCUUCUGUAAGUCCUUUUGAGAUUAAAGGUGAGAUCCAACAACUUUUAGAUGAUUGUGAAAGSSGCCAGAGCAGUGAUGACUCAUUCUACGACUAYGACUCCAARUAAACUAUGCCGUCAUCGAUGGGCUUCCUGUGUCAAAAGCUAAUCUAGUUUAGGGCGGCCAUUUUGGAUGGCAGAAAAAUCAUUUACCACGACAAAUUSAAAUAAGAAAUUUCACUAUACACAAGAUAAACGCAUAGAAUGAUAAGUUAAGAAUGAACGUCCACUGUCUUUCUAAAAUAUAUUGCUUUCAUGUAAAAGUAUUUCGUUUUCCACGAGUMUCGCUUCAUCCAAGAUGGYCGCCAUCCGAUGAAUCAAAAUAUGACUWCCUUAAAAGGGGUUACUAAAAAUGGUACUAUUAUCGAGUAUACGCAYGGGAUCCAGCUAAAUUAUUUUCUUAUCUUUCAAAAUAUAUUAGGAUAUAUUGGGGCAAAUCGCGUACCCAGAGCCUGCGUAACUUUUGGUCUGCGACAAAGAAAGUGAUCUGCCGCAGGCCAUAAGAAACACKGGCUCUGGGGAACGAGUUGGACUCAACCACGACAARCGUAUCAAAUUUCUUGUUAUUAAUGUCUUAUAGAUUAUUAGGAUAAUAUUAACUAUCAGAAUAAGCGAGCGUAUGACAAGUUUUUCAUAAACUGUAAAUUCAGUAGAAGAACUUUGAUAAUGGCGAAGCCUCACUUGGUCUUUAUUGCAUUCAGCCGAGUAAGAAAGAACCUGAACUCGUUUUCCUUGAUAAACUAGUUAGUAAAACCUGUUUUAUUUAUAAGGKGUUAAGUGACAAUUAAUAAAAGUAUGAUUUGUUAGUGAAUAAAUGAUGGCAUCGAAAACUAUAACAAUAAAAGUGUGGGAUUUGAA
Messenger RNA from Exaiptasia diaphana, 1576 nucleotides. Its product is annotated as glutathione peroxidase-like. NCBI's taxonomy places the organism in Eukaryota, Metazoa, Cnidaria, Anthozoa, Actiniaria, Aiptasiidae. The transcript is spliced from 2 exons. The record is from RefSeq and is a predicted model, not a curated record. Gene Ontology annotation, molecular function: glutathione peroxidase activity. Gene Ontology annotation, biological process: response to oxidative stress.